Messenger RNA from Nicotiana attenuata, 2017 nucleotides. RefSeq names its product zinc finger CCCH domain-containing protein 6. The record is from RefSeq and is a predicted model, not a curated record. NCBI's taxonomy places the organism in Eukaryota, Viridiplantae, Streptophyta, Magnoliopsida, Solanales, Solanaceae. The transcript is spliced from 4 exons. Gene Ontology annotation, molecular function: metal ion binding. Bases 348 to 1811 code for a protein of 487 amino acids.
CUCUGUUUCCAGUGAUAAAAUCAUAAAAUAGUGAGUGAACAGUUCAUAAUUAGAAAAAAAUAAAAAGGGGCGCAGAAAAAGAUCGGAGGAACAGGGUUCUUAAUUAGGGUUACCUUUGAUCUCUGCUCCUCUCUCUCUCUAUGUACGAUAAGUUAAUACUUCCGCCAAAAGAUCGUUCUUCUUAUCGGGUCGCAGUCAGAUCAAAUUAGCACAUUUUAUUAGGGUUUUUGGAUACUGAUAAGUCGGCGAAUUUGACUGUUGUGAUUUGAUAAUAAAAAUCUCUAUUCAUCCAUUGGAUUUAAGAUUUAUAUUUGUUUACCGAACCGAAUUUUUUUGCAUUUGUAAAUAUGCGAGGACAGCAGAAAUCAAAAAGAGUUACUUGGGCUUCAGAUGUAAACCUUUGUCAGGUAAGACUUUUCCUUUCUGAAGAAUCCCCUGCCCAAGUUGGAUUAGGAGCUCAAGAUCACCUCCAAGCAAAGAUAUCAUGGCCUUUGCACGCAGGUGUUUUGGUGUCUGAUGAUAAUUUACCACCAGGCUUCGAAGGUGCACAGCCUGCAAGCCUCUGGAAGAAUAAAUUAGCUCAAAUCCCUGUGAUCAAAUGGACUCGUCCUCCCUCUUUUGUACUUGCUACAAAAUGGCGAGUGGUCGCCGGUGAAGAAAGCAAUGAAAUGGAGGUUCAGGAAAAACGGGAGAUGAGAGUGCUUGAAGCUAUUUAUCCACGCGAAUCUUCCAUUCCUCCAAAUCCUUCAAUGGUUCCUGGAGAAGAGACUCUUCAUAAUGAGCAGAACACACCUGUUAUACCCAUAACUCCUGUUGAAGAGGAGGAAGUAGCAGAUCCAUCAUUUGGUACUGUGCUACCUUCGAAUGCAGUUAGCUCAAAGGGGCAGGUAAUGCAGUCUGGAGUUCCCUUGUCCAACAAAAGUGCCGGAAAUAACCUUCCAGUCCCUGGAAUCUCAUCGGCUGGAGUAGUUCCUGAAGUGGAGCCUGAUGUUGUAGCAGCAGCUAAGGCUGCUUUAACUGCACUCAUGGCAGACAAUGGCCAAGGAAAUCUGAUUGACCAUGAGCUGCUCAUAAAAAUUUUGAGUGAUCCAAAAAUUGUUGGACAAUUGGUUACACAGCAAGGAGUAGGCACCAGCUCCCAUAGCGUGCCACCUACAAGUAACCAAAAUAUGUCUGCUGCUAGUAACAUGCCCAACCCAAGGCCGCAGGCAUCAAGUAGUACUGCUCCACCUCAGGCUGUAGUCAGUCGAGCUGAUCCAUCUUUCGUUCACACUGGUAGAACAGAUCCUCCUGCAGUUCACGUCAGUAGAACAGAACUAGUUAUGCCCUCGGUGGCAGGUGCUUCUAAUGGGCCCUUCCACUCUGCUCCAAGUAGGAUAGGACCCAUUCCCAGUUUGAGGCCUCGUGUACCUGAGGUCGUAUCAGCUCCUUUACCUUCUGUAGGAGCUCCAGUAGCAUCCGUGUCAACACCUUCUUCGUCUAUGUCAGUACCUGUAGCUAGGGACAUCAACUAUUACAAGAGUCUCAUUCAGCAACAUGGAGGGGAAAGUCAAGAAACAUUGCCACAGUAUAGCAACCGAAACAACCAGCAUUUAGGUUCAGUUCAAGAAUCAAUAAAUAGCUCUAAUCUUAGAGAUUCAAAACCUAAGAUAAUGAAGCCUUGCAUCUAUUUUAAUAGUUCAAAGGGAUGCCGCCAUGGCGUGAACUGUGCGUAUUUACAUGAUGCAUCCUCGCAACAGAGAGUUGGUAGCUUGCCAGAGGUGCAAAAUUCAAAGAGAAUGAAAAUGGAUAGGGAGAUUACUGGUACAUAGUAAUGCAGUUGGCACUUCCGUGUACAUUAUUUUUUUCUCAAAAGGAAUUGCUUGUUGCAGCUCGGCCAUUUUUUUAAACCCUUUUUACCUUCUUUCUUUAUUCCCUACAAUGAGCCAAUUUCGUUAAAUACUUACUUUAGCAAGAUAUGUCGGGUUUUUGCCCCAAUUACUUUACAAAUCAGUGAUAAAUUCCUUCUCUUUUCUUU